UCAAGAAGUGGUUUGUCCAUCUCAUUUGAGGCCCUACUCCGUCGAAGAAAAACUAAUGGCACCAUUUACAGCUUAGUUUAUAGCAGAACAAUUCUGUUGCUCCAGAGAACUCCUUCGAUCUUUUGCUGCAAAUCCAGGAAAAGAGUGUUUUACCAGGAAAACAAUUCUGUCGCUACCUCGGGUCCUUCAACCAUAUCUCCAAGGAUAGAGGUCAAUGCUUGAUAAUGGAAAAAAUUAUAAAUAUUGUAAGAAUUUAUGGUUUAAACUAAAGAUAUAUAUAAUCUGAUAGAAGAUAAAAUAGGCAAUAACAACAGAGGCUCCAAGAAAUCAACAAAAAAGAAUAAAAAGAAAAAAAAUGAAGCAGGGGCUUCUUCUAUGGAGUCCUUGCCAUCUCUCUCCACCAUCUUUCCACUCGCUUUCCAUCAAAAUUUCAACAGCCAAACAAACCCCUCAACUCCCACCAAUCUCUGCGUCUCUUGAUUCGACCAACACCCAAGUCCAACAGCAGCAGUUAUCAGCGAGGGAGAAAAGGCAGCUAAGAAACGAAAGAAGAGAGAGCAAAGCAGGGUAUAAUUGGCGAGAAGAAGUUGAAGAGAGGCUCAUAAAAAAACCCAAGAAGAGAUACGCUUCUAGGUCCGAGGAACUCAAUCUUGAUAACUUGGCGCACUUGGGUCCUCAGUGGUGGGUCGUUCGAGUCUCCAGGGUUAGAGGUCUCGAGACAGCUGAGAUCAUGGCUCGCUUACUCGCUAGGAACUUCCCGGACUUCGAUUUCAAGAUGUAUACUCCAGCUGUUCAGGAGAAGAAGAGAUUAAAAAGUGGUUCUAUAUCAAUUAAACCAAAGCCCUUAUUUCCAGGGUGUGUUUUCUUAAGAUGUGUAUUGAACAAAGAGAUUCAUGACUUCAUAAGAGAAUGCGACGGUGUUGGUGGUUUUGUUGGUUUCAAGGUUGGAAAUACAAAAAGACAAAUAAACAAACCUAGGCCAGUGUCCGUUGAUGACAUAGAGGCAAUCUUCAGGCGGGCCAAAGAAGAACAAGAAAAAGCCGAUCAAGCAUUUCAGGAGGAACAGCAAGGAGAAAAAACCCUCAUGUCUGAUAAGCUGAAUAUAGAAUAUAAUUUAGAUUCCAAUGGUGUUACAACAUCCAUUUUGGAUUCUAAGCAAAAACGACAAUCUAGAAAGCAUUCUAAUACUGUAGCAAAUGGAGCAAAGGAUAUGAAGCUACUUGUCCCAGGUUCAAUGGUUCGAGUUUUAUCCGGGACUUUUGCAGAAUUUGUAGGCAGCCUUAAGAAAUUGAACCGCAAAACUGGAAAGGCAACUGUGGGAUUUACACUAUUUGGGAAAGAAAGCUUAGUAGAGCUAGAUGUCAAGGAUAUUGUUCUGGAAACAAAGUGAUAUGAAUGUGCUCUCCUGAUAAUCAUUAUGGUUAAAAAGAGUAAGUUAAUUGAGCUCAUGACCUUUUGCUAUCCAUUCUGUGGGUAUCUUUUCUUCCACAUGGAGUGUAGAUUGUGGCAUAAGUCAUAAAAUACACCUCAUCGUUGCUUGUAAGCUUUUGUAGAUCAUUCUGUUAGUUGCUUGCCGUAUCGAUUGUACCUUGCCAUUGGGUAAUCAGAAUUUUUCUGAAUUUGUAUAACCUGUCAAGUCAUUAUCCUUUCAUAUAUCACAUUCAUAUUCGCCCUCAAGGAUGUAUACAUUUUUUGCAUACAAAGUACACAUUCAUAAUUAGCCAAGUAAAUUUGAAGAAUAUUUUUCCGUUUUGAAUAUAUUUUAAAAGUUUAUACGUUGCAAGUCUGUCAAAAACUUUGUAGGUUAAUACAAUGUAUAUUUUGAGGAGGCAACUGGAUAAAACUAGAGAUUCAUGAUGUUAACCUCUGUCUGAUGUGUAUAGAACUGUGUGUGCUUGUAUGUGCAUGUGUCUGAAGGUGAUGCUCUGCCUAUUUUUAUUUCCCGGCUGAUAGUUGAUUUGCUCGGGCUGAAGCUUGGCUAUUGUAAGCUUUGUUACCUUGGAGUUAUGUAUCUUCACUUGUGAAUCCUCAUAAAACUGGUUCACAUUCUCGAGUUGUCCCCUUAAUCAUACUUC
Durio zibethinus is the source of this 2075-nucleotide messenger RNA. RefSeq lists its product as uncharacterized. NCBI's taxonomy places the organism in Eukaryota, Viridiplantae, Streptophyta, Magnoliopsida, Malvales, Malvaceae. Gene Ontology annotation, biological process: DNA-templated transcription elongation; transcription elongation-coupled chromatin remodeling. The record is from RefSeq and is a predicted model, not a curated record.